Molecule: messenger RNA, 198 nt
Organism: Iphiclides podalirius (scarce swallowtail)
Lineage: Eukaryota; Metazoa; Arthropoda; Insecta; Lepidoptera; Papilionidae
Source: the annotation of a GenBank genome assembly
AUGCCAGAGUGGGGCGCGAGCGAAAAAAGCAACAUCCUCUAUACGAAACAUCGCACGAACGGGUCUAGUCUCAAUUUAGACUUGGUAACCCUAUCCUUAACGCGCGUGCACGUCUCGCUCGCGGUAAACAAGCGAUGUUGCGUCACGGCGCGUCGACGCGCGUUCGACUUUGCACCGAAAUGCUGCCGCCAAUUGGGC